CAUUUGAUAUUGACGAAAGGAUGUAGACCUGAUAUACGCUGAGGUGAGAGAUUCGGAAGCUUUCCAGAUGACUUUGUAACUCCCAUGGCAGAUACAGAGAAGCAGGGAGCAAUGGUGCUUCAUGAAGAAGGCGUGACUGCCCCAACACUGGCACCUCCCACUAUCUCUCCACCGCCCAUCUUUGUUGUCCUUAAACAGUUGCAGACUGGUGAUAGUGGGAAAGACAAGUGCAGCCUGAUGGCAAUUAGUGAAGCAAAUAAAAUGGUGAAAUCCUCUGUUGUAACAGGCAUCCAUCCAACAUCAUCCACUUUUGCAGACACCAACAGCACCGCACAGUCUGAGAACUUGCCAGCAGAUGCUAGAUGUAAAGGCAUCACUGUUACACUGGACAACAACAGUAUGUGGAAUGAGUUUUAUAGAUGUCAGACUGAGAUGAUUCUGACCAAACAAGGUCGUAGAAUGUUCCCCUACUGCCGCUUUCGUCUCUCUGGAAUGGAACCUUUCCAGAGUUACUUGUUGGCAAUGGAUAUUGUUCCAGUUGAUAACUACAGAUACAAAUGGAGUGGAAAAGGAUGGGAAACCAAUGGGAAGGCCGAGCCUCAUGUUUCACGUUUAUUUGUACACCCAGAAUCCCCUGCUACUGGCCUACACUGGAUGCAGUACCCUGUUUCUUUUUACAGACUGAAACUUUGCAACAACUUGGACCAAGAGGACCAUAUUAUUUUGCACUCAAUGCACCGAUACCUUCCUCGACUUCAUAUCAUACCUGCAGACAAAGACUCUGAAAACAUUCAAGUUGACAGACCCAAUGUUGUAACUCUAAGUUUUUCUCAGACAGAGUUCUUUGCGGUCACAGCCUAUCAAAACCUUCGCAUCACCCAACUCAAAAUUGACUACAACCCCUUUGCCAAAGGUUUCAGGGACGAUGCGGUCAAUGCUCGAUCAUCUAAGGCCAAGAAUGGAAUGUCCACUGAGGAAGCAAAGAGUGAGCUCAAGCUAAGCAGGGAGAUGACAACUUUGAAUAAUUUAAAAACUCUGUUCAUGAAGAGAAAUGCUACUGUUAAGGUCAGUAAGGAUCAGAAUGUUCCCAGCCCUACAAAUGGAGAAAGGAAAGCUGUUAAUGGCGAUGCUACCAUUGUAGAUGCAAAUGUUCCAAGUUUGUGCAGCAAGAAGCGCCCAUCGUCAUUGGCAUUCUCAGACUUUAUUAAAGGUGCUCAUGUGAAAGUAAAAAGGUUAUCACUCGAGAAUAUCACGAAAAAUGGCGUGGUCUUGCAAACAUCCACAACAAGUGAACAAAAGGAGGGAAUAGACAUAUCAUCCAAAACAGAAAAUAUACUACAAGUUGUUAGUAAAGAUGAAACUGUGGUAGGUGACAUUCACAGAUGUAAAAGCACAGACACCUCCUCAAAAACAGAGUUGAAAAUAGAUGAGAAUAAAACAGAAAUGCAUGACUACAAAGCUGACAAGAUUACAUUGCUAUCCUGUGACCAAAAUGAUGAAAAGGGGAUGGAGACCCUUUCUUCUCUGGACACUGAGGCCAAGUCUGAAGCAAACACAAAGAAAGCUUUACCACAUAAGCGGCCAGAACGUGUACCCCUACCACUCCUUGCUCAGUUUCUUAAACAGAGAAAGUCUAAGACGAGACCUACUACACCAAAACCUAAUGUUCCCAGCUCAUCCUUAGACUCUGAAAAGUCCUGUGAACCUGUCUUAACCCCUGAAACCUCAUCUCCCUUGAUGUCUUCCAUCCCUUGUGUUACCACUAACUCCGAUUCACAACCAGUACUUGCCUCAUUAUCUGAAAAAGUUAAAUUAUCAUCAACAACAGAUGCAAGCAACAUAACAUCUCAGUCCACUACGUUAUCAUCUCCAUCAGCAACUUCAUCCCCUAUAUCUGUAGAAACACAAUUAUCUGUUAGAUUUUCACCUUUCCUGAUUUGUAGUGAUACAUUAAAUGCCCCAAACACUACCUCUCCCUCCAAACCUGAUCCUGACCGAACACCUGACAAUGUCUCUAGUGUGUUUCAUAAUGGUGAUGUUUAUAUGACAGAUCCUGACAACACACUCAGGUCUCAGUCAGACAUUUCAUCUCUCCCUACAUGUGACACUUUGCAUGACACUUGUUCACCUACUUCACCUGAAGUUAACAUUGACUCUGCUGACACACCAACUGUCCCUUCUGUCACUGCAUCUGUUUUUGAUGUGCCAUCUAGUACAGACAAUAGCGUUAUUCCUUACCAGCAACUUGCAUCAGCGCCUGAAGAUACUGGGAGCGAAUCCAUUUCUAAUUGCCUCCUAGACACUUCCAAGGGCUCUUGUCCUGAGCUUUUUUCUGAAGAAGUUCCUCCACACAUUUUGUUCACACAUGAAGAAUCCCUUUCCUUGCCAUUAGAUGACCCAUCUUCCCCAGACUUCUCCUUACCCAGCCCAGCUCCUUCUUCUCCUGAUCCAUUUCCACCAAGUCUAUUCUGUGAAAGACCAGUACCUCCUAGAAAGACCCUUGAUUCUUUUCCAGAAAGACUAUUGGACUGCACAGGUUCUUUCUCUCCUGACCUUUUCCCACUAGGUCUAUUCAACAACAAGCCAGUACCUCCCAGAAAGAUCCUUGAUUUUAUUCCAGAAAGACCUCUGGAUGGAACUGUAACUUCAAGAGAAUCAUUGUCACCAAGUGUCCCUAGUGGGCCAGAAUAUCCCAGGGAAACAAUUGACUUGAUCUCUCAAAGUCAGUGCUCUGAUCGAACAGGCCCUCUUAAUGACUUGCAGCCUGCAGUUAGUUGUGAGACCAAUGUUUCUGAUCACAUUGUUCCUGAACCAAUUAAACAUUACUCUCAUGGAAGCACUUUCAAGAAAUUCAAGGCUAAACAGAAAAAAACAGGAAAAUUGAAGUUCAGUGAAGAUAAUGAGGUGUCCAAAGGACCCAUAUCUGUUCCAAUGCAGCCCAGCCUGGAGGAUGUUGAAGGCCAGUUGUUUAUCUCCUUCUUGUCAAAGAAAGCUCUUGAGAUUCACCUUGGAGAUGAUGCCAAAACGGAGACUGCACAAAAAACCACAGAGAAUCCUGAUGGGGCCAGCUAUGAAAAUAUAGAGGAAAAGAUUGAGGAGCUAGAGAAAAUGCUUUUAUGUGAUCUGAAAGUCAUGAGGCACAGACAGGUCAUUCAUCCGGUGCUACAAGAAGUUGGAUUGAAGUUGAAUCUGCUUGAUCUCACCCUGGAAAUUGACCUGCAAUAUCUGGGUGUGCAAUUACCCAUACCCCCUCCUGUACUCUCACCCGAAAGAAGUUCAGCAUCAUCUCAAGUCCGGUUUGUUUCAAGGACAGGAAAAACCACUGACUUCACCAAAAUUAAAGGAUGGAGAGAUAAGUUUGCUGGCUCAGGAUCCCUUACCGACGGCAUGUCAAGCACAGAUGCAGGACAGAAGAACCUCUCCGCAUUUUGUAGUGACAUGCUGGAUGAGUACCUGGCCAGUGAGGGCAAACUGAUAGAUGAACGAGCUGCAGCCUUAUCCCAGACUGAUGUUACGCAUGUUGCAUACCAGCUACCCACUAAGAGCACUAGCUACGUUCGUACCCUGGAUAGUGUACUUAAGAAACAAGUACCAGCUACCUUAUCCACAACAUCCAAUAAAGUCAAGCCAACUUUCAAGCUCAAGGAGGAAAAUCAAUCUAAAAAACACUUAAAGUCAGGUAUAGGAAAGCAAACAAAACCAGUGCUUACUGUUAACAAACCUGCUUUGCGCUUGAAAAAGCCACAGCAAAACAAGAAAUAUAAAACUAAGAAGGAAUCCAAGAGUUUGAGUGCUGAAAAGCCUGCUCUAGAAACUGCUGCAGUGGUAGCUUUUAAUAAGACUCCCGCGGUUGAAGUUUCUGGCUCCACGCCAUCAAGUUGUGCAGCUGGACGUACUACAGGUUUGCCUAAGACUCUGGUGAAGCUGAUGGAUGUGGAAGAUGGAGCAGUGUGGGAAGGCAAACACCGUACCUAUAUCACAGAAGAAAGGGCAGCCAUCGCACUAGCCACUCUCGUCACCGCUGAGGGGGUAUCAAAAGGAAACCCUGAUGCCAUCAGAAUUAUAAGACGACGUGCACCACCCUGCCUCAAUGUAUUCUGUAGGCUUGGCUGCGUGUGUGCCAGUCUGGUUCACUUAAGGCGACAUCAUCACUGUGGAAAACCUCAGUGCAUGUUGGGCUGUAGCUGCCUACGACGCAAAGUUGUUGCACUUAAGACCCCCAAACAGGAGGAAAGUGCAACAGAUGAGUCUGAACCUCAGCGAGUGUCAGAGGAGAACAAGGCUAAAUGGAGGAAGAAAAAUAAAAAGAGAAAGACUUAUGUACUGACAGAUCCGGAUACAGCACCUGAACCGGCUAAACGUGUGAGUACAUUAUGGGAUCGAAAAAGAGAAGGUUUGGAUUCAGAAGUUCUUUUCUGUCCUCUUCCUCUGAGAUCCACCUCUCCAGCACUCUUGUCUCGAGAAUUUCAGCAUGACCUGGAAAGCUUUUUCAGUCCUUCAAAACAAAAAAGGAUGGAAGAGAUAAAUUUGAAUAUGACUGAGGACAAUAUGGAGAGCGAGCUUACAUGUGCUCGUUCGCGACCGUUUUCCUCCGUGUGCCAUGAUAAACAAAAAAUGGUUGACCAACACCACAUCUCACAGGUCUCUACACAAGAUAUCGAGGAGGGAGAGCUUGUACCUCUUAAUUUGUCUGGCCCUGCCAAGCGACUUGAGAUUAUAUCCGAAUGCAGUUGGGCUAGUACAGACACCAGAAAUUAUGUUAUGCGGAUAGUAUGUGAGCACAUGGCUCAGGAUCGUUUGAAGCAUCCUUUCUGGAUUGGCAAGUACUUCAUUCAGCCAGUCUCCAAGACUCUACAAGAGAAGGAGGAUGGUUCUGUCGAUACAUACAAAGUCAUCAUCUCUCAACCUACAGAGAAGAAAACAGAAGACGAGAAGGUUCUGCAAAACAAAGUUGAGCUGAAAAAGGAUGUAGAGACGAGUGAGGUGAAAGGUCUGCCCUUCCUCUCCAGGUGUUGUCCUGCAGGCUUGCUCAAGGCUGAGAAAAAAGCACCUGAUGCUCCAGGACGGAUAAUGGUUAAUGGAAAGACAUACCCACAAGCUAAAUUAGAGUUGGGAAAGAUGGGAGCUUUGCACCCUGCCAACAGACUGGCAGCUUAUAUUACAGGGAGAAUAUGUCCAGUCAGUCAGUCUGGACCUAACGUGGCAACAACAUCAACUGUUACAAAGGCCUCUAUCACAUCCAUUCCGGUCUCUACUGUGUCCACAGUAACUACAGUUACCAGCACGUCUGCUUCUACAACCACACCGCUCAUCAAGUCUGUAGUGACCAAGCCCCCAGUGGGAAAGGUCUUCACCCAGUUUGUGGUCAACCACAUCAACUCUCAAAAUCUGUCCAACACUAGCACCUCACACUUACAGCCUUCUGUUCCAAAAAUUGUCAUCCCCUCCUCCAUGUUGAUGAGUGGCAGGGAGGCUGGGGCUUCUGGGGUGGCUCUUUCUUCUCUUAAAGCAGGCUUGGUUACCCAAGUGUCUAAGCCCUCAGACUCCACAGGUAGCGCCAGUUUUCCCACUGUAUCAAAAAUCCAAGCCCCUGCCAUAACCAUCCUCACUAAAUCACCCAGCCUGCCUCUGGGUGUGUCUGGUCUAACCCCAACAACUACUGUCUCUUCACCUGGAUCAACCACUCCUGGAAAAAAGACUGUUUAUAUCACAGUUAUGUCCCAUAGUACAGGCCUCACCAGUAGUGGUCCAAGGUUUACAAAGCCUGUCACACAGACUCAUCCCCCACAGACCCCAGGCCAAAAGGUGCUGCUUCAGGUGGUGAAGACAGCUGAUGGCAACACAUUGUACCGUAAUCCUAAUGGCCAGCUGUUGCAGUUGGUGCCUCUAAGUCAAAUCAAAGCUAUCAAACCCAGCCUCCUAUCUCAAGGUCAACCAACUUUUAUUCGUUUGCCCGCACCUACUGCAGUCAAUCCAAAAAAGCCUCAGGGUGGCAGCGCUACCAUAGUCACAUCUUCCAGCCCAACGCCACAAAUGCAGACAAAGCCUGCUGUCACUAUACCAGUCUCUACAUCUUCAUCUAUGAGUGGCAAGCCAGUGACACUCACGUCAUCCAAGACGGUCUCAUUGAGCAGCCUUCCUUCUACCCUUAAAGUUGUCCCAGGCUUUCUGGGACAGUCUGGCACUUGCACAUUAAGGAUUCUCCCACCAAAUCCUGUUCAAAACACUGGAAUUAUCAUUCCAACUUCCUCCCCUAUCCUCCCUCAGAGUGGCUUUACAUUGCUUAAGCAUGGAAGUUCAACGCUACCAAACCAAAACUCCACUAAGUCUGAGACUGUUGUUUCUGUUAGCUCAGUUUCAACAGAAGGGGCAGUCAGUCAUGUCCGUAACCAAUCUGAAAUGGAUCCUUCUAAACAAAAAAGCUGUGACGGUUCUGAACUAAUAGCAGAAAAUAUAUCAGAGCUUCCAUCUUCUGCUGCCUCCUCUCCAAAUCCCAGUCAGUUUUCUGGAGGUGGUUCGAGUUUGGCUGAAGCUGGUAACAGAGCUAAUCCCAAAGUGAAAGAAACACAUUUUAACAUCGCUCCAGUUUCUGAAGAGGAAGAGAUUGGUUCGGACGUAACAGAAUUAACUGAUGACUCUGACCUGUACAGUGAUGAUGACAGAGAAGAUGCAUGUAGUUUGAGUGGUUCUGAUAAAGAGGAGAGAAUGUUGGAUACAGAUGGUUUGGGCUCUGAGAUGAAAGAUUAUGCAGAGGUGGUGGUUGAUAUUGAGACUAUUGAAGAGUCUGCCGAGGAAAACUAUAUUACCAAAUUUCAGGCAUCUGCAUUGAGGCGGAAUCAACAUCAGAGUGACCAGAAGCACAUUCAUGAUGAAAGGUUGGAGGUGAGGGUCAAGAGAGUGAGGCUGGAGAGAAAGAGGCGCCACACACUUAAAGAGUGCUUUCUUAAACUUCAUGCAACACUCGGAAAGCCUUCAAAAAAUCUUAAGACCUCCAAGAUGAGAAUCCUUACAAUGGCUCAAAAAGAGAUUGAGUCCCUGGUUAACCAUUUCUCAGAACUGUAA
Molecule: messenger RNA, 7062 nt
Organism: Sinocyclocheilus grahami
Lineage: Eukaryota; Metazoa; Chordata; Actinopteri; Cypriniformes; Cyprinidae
Product: MAX gene-associated protein-like
Exons: 22
Coding region: 85-7062 (2325 amino acids)
Biological process (GO): cell fate specification; positive regulation of DNA-templated transcription; regulation of transcription by RNA polymerase II
Cellular component (GO): nucleus; chromatin
Molecular function (GO): protein dimerization activity; DNA-binding transcription factor activity, RNA polymerase II-specific; RNA polymerase II cis-regulatory region sequence-specific DNA binding
Source: RefSeq, a predicted model, not a curated record